GAUGGGGGGGGGUAGAGUGGGUUCAGCAAAACCACGAAGAGUUCAAAUGUUUUUGUCGGGUGGGCUGGAGGACACUGCAGCCUGUGAGGUUUCUUUGGUUUCAUGACGUUUCACUAUUUAUGUUUCGUGGCCGACAGCAGCACGCUGUGUUACACGCCGUGUCUUUAACGCACACGGCCAGAACGUGGAAAACAUUCACGUUUCCACAGGGACUCGGAGUAAACAGGAGCCCGGUGCUGAUAGUCGUUCAUGGAGUCCUGCUGAUGUGAGCGUCUGUAUAAAAGCAGACGUUGUGGGAGUUCACAGGUGGAGACAGGAGUUUUGAGUCUUCAUUCAUAAGUGGGCAUCCCAGCAAAUAUACCGUGACGUCAGACUGCGCAUGCUUAGAGAAACCAAAGAAAAACCCCGAGAAUUCCACGAGUGAAAAAGAAGUCUGUCUGGUUUAUGUUUUGAGAGGAAAGCACCAAAGUUUACUGCGGUUUUCCUCUGAUGACGUCAUUGCGGAAUUCCCCCACUGAUACGUGCAGAGUGCGCGUGCUUGUUGAGGGCGAGGUGGUACUGUCGCUGACCUUGUCCUGUUUACAGUAAUAUUUGUACUGCUUAUAUACACGAUAUACAAAUAUGAUAUUUAUAUUAGUGUGUCGUGUACGUGUGUGUGCGCGUGCGGAAGAAGAAAAACGUUAAAUGAUGGAGUUUGAAGUGUGAAAUAAAUGUGAAUAAAUGAGGUCAUGUGACCGUGAGUCUAGUUUGAGCUGCUGUGUUGGCCGGUUACGGUAUUUUGUAGCUCAGGUCGGACGGAAAGCACCCAGAGUUACUUUCGGUUUGUUCCUUCAUUUGUUGUUGUGGAUUCUGGACGAGCUCAUUCUCUCAGUGUCCGGUGUGGAGGUGGGAGCUGAUGUCCGUGUUUUUCUGGAUAUGAGGAGAGUUUCUCUCUUUCUGUGCUCGCUCUGUUUUUCCUGCUCUGAUCUGUGAACAUGGAGCGAUCAGCUGAUCUCUGCCUCCUCUCUUUGCUGCUCCUGGCCGUGCCCUGCUUUUCCCAGCCCGGGCUUAUUCAGGCAUACUUUCGGCUUGGAGACGCCCUGGUUCUGCAGCCUGUGCCGCCGGUCACUAAACGCAUCACCAGCGUGGUGUGGAAACGCAACCACGACCUGCUGGCCGAGUGGGCGGAGGGAGAGAGUGAGGUGAGAUACUACGGAGGGUUGAGAGGCCGGUCAGAGCUCAGCAUCGGGACCGGACGCCUGCGCGUCAGCGCUGCGUCUGCAGAGGACGCUGGAGUGUUUUCAGUGGAGAUCAACAACGAGCCUCAGAGCGAGCUCUACAGAGCUGCAGCCGUGGAUGAGGUGCCCCAGCCUGAGGCCUUUGUGACACCUCUGGCCUGCAGUCAGGCCUCCUCUCGGUGUUUACUGCACUGCUAUGGACACACUGCAGACACUGAGGACAUCACCUACUACUGGAAGAUGGGCGAUGGAGAGUGGGAGGAGUCAGAAAAGAAGAUAGAGAUCCUCAAUGUUAAUGAGCUGCACCAUGUGAGAACUUUCUCCUGCAGGAUGAAGGACCCAGUGAGUGAGAAAGACAGCGAGCCCAUCAAUAAUCCUUUUUACAGACACAGGAUCCCACCUGACUCUGCAGGGUGGACAGGUGUGGCGGUCACUGUGGGCGGAGCUUUUGGAGCUGCAGCCCUGGUUUCUGUGGCUCUGUUUGCAUUUUGUCAGAGAGAAUUUAUCCUGAAGACCAUUAAGAAGCUCGAAGGCAGGAAUUCUGUCCCACAGAUGUCAGCGACGUGUAACUCUGUGUGAAGCGUCAUCAGCCUGGGUUUGUUGUUUGUGCGUUAGAAACUGUGACCUGCUGCAGGAGAGACACACAUGCAGAUAAACUCACGGCAGCAUGAAUGUUUGUGUUAUUUAACAGCCUCCUCUGUCUGAGCAGGAACUCUGAACUGUUCAGUGUUCUAGUGAAAAGAAACUGCUCAACUACCAGUAACAGAUUUUUGAUCUCGGUGAGAUUUUCACCUGGAUAAAUAAAGGAAUAAAAAAAUCUCCUUGUUUUCUGUCCUCUGAUUCUUCUGGAGCAGCUUUGCAUGAGUCAGAGCCUCAGCUCUGAGCUGCUCUCAGGUUGCUCCCCAUCAUAGUAUGUUUGUGAAUGUUAGAUGAAAAGCACUAGAGCAUAGAAAGAGGCUGUGAAUGAGGCAGCUCUGAUAGCUGUCCAGGACCAAACAGCUGGUCCACAGCUGACCAGUGUUUGAUUCAGCAAAGGUCAGAGGUCACUGAACAGACUGCUCUCCAUCA
Haplochromis burtoni (Burton's mouthbrooder) is the source of this 2285-nucleotide messenger RNA. RefSeq lists its product as uncharacterized. The transcript has a single exon. Bases 975 to 1796 code for a protein of 273 amino acids. Lineage: Eukaryota; Metazoa; Chordata; Actinopteri; Cichliformes; Cichlidae. The record is from RefSeq and is a predicted model, not a curated record.